AGCAGAAACAAAAACAAAACGUUGAAAAAAGGGCAGAACGGAAGGAAGUGAACAAGUAGGAGGAAAGGAAGUAAUAACGAAAAAUACCUCGCGAGCUGCUUCUACUCGCUAAAGCCAAGGGUAAGGUGUUAAAACGUUAACGGUUCUUCUGCACAUUUCCCUUUUGCUGUUAAUGCAAACUAAAAUGGAAGAGGAAAAGUGAGAAUAGCAUACGAAAAAAGCACAGCAAGAAAUAACCAAAACACAAACAAACAACACAACAAACAAACGGCAAAUACGCCCCAAAGCGUUGAGGUAUUUCAAGAACCACAGCAACAGCAACAAAAUUUAUACUAAAAAUACAAAUUACACAAAGCGCUUAAGAGCAAAACACAUCAGCUAAGGCAGAAGCGAAGCGAGGAGGAAGAGGCAGCCAUUGGCAGCAAACAACAAUAAAAAUACUCAAAAUUACAUAUAACGAAAUUAAAAACGAAAAAUAACGUAGCGAAAGUAGCAGCAAUGGACAGCUGCUGGUGAUGCACAUUGGCAAAAAAAAAAAGAAGAAAAUAUCAGAAAAAGCAAUUACUUAAUAAAAAUCUGAAAAGUGCGACAAAGGAAAUUUCCACACAAAAACAAGCACCCACGAGCGAAAAACCAACAAGGCACAACACAGCCGAACAAAGAGUCGACAUGAUUGAAAAAUUUAUUUAUCAAAAUAUAAGCAAUACUUAAUAUUACCACGCAGCAAUAAGCAUACAAAAAACAAUAAACUAAAACAAAAAAACAACAAUAAACUAAAAAAACAACUGCAAACAAAAAAAAACUGUGUCUCAAACUUUUUCUUGCUUUAUUUCUAAAGCAUUUCAUUGCAAAUUCUUAGUCAUAGCAUAACCUUUUACCAGCGUAAGCGUGAAUUUUUCCUUAGCUCAAUUUUCAAACAAUUUGUAAUGUAUAAAAUAUAGAGUCAUAGAACUAUACAGAAAAACGGCAAAAAAUAGUGUAAUUUCAUUUCACAAUUGCAGCAUUUUUAUACAAGUCUCGCCAUUCCGGCAGCACAUGAAGUAAAUGAUAAAACACGAACAGCUCAAGUGCAGGCAUUGCAUAUUAACUGCAGCGCAUAACUAAAACACCACAAGACGAACAAAUAGCCUAAAGCAAAUAAAACAAAAACACUACUAAAAUAAAAAAAAAUAAAAAAAACAGCCCGCAAUACAGUCAUCAUUCCAUUCGAUAACGACAACAAAACAAAGUGAAAAAGAAUAUCAAGAAAUUAUCAAAUAAAUAAUAUCAAUAGCAAAUACAUAUAUAUAUACCCACACACACUAUCACACACUGGUCGCACUCCAUCCGCGAGUGUAGUGCUCGCAGCACUCUGAGCAUUAUACGCUGGGAGCACUGAGACCACACUCUCACCGUCCGAAACUGUCAUACGUGCGCCCCGCUCACACACCCGCAGACACACGACGCUCCUACCUAGCUCAGCCACCCUUGAAGGAGAACACAACUACUCCCGCCGACUGGCGCUGCUGCUGCUGCUGCUGAAACACAACUCAACUCAAAACUCAGCAAUUGUGCCGCGUCGUACGGCAGCGAAGAGCGACAAUAGCGCUGUGGCGGCCCACCACCCAACACCAACCAAGCAACCAGCCAAGUCAAGUAACCAACCGCGCGAGCGAACAAACGUGCGGAGUCAAUGAGACAACGACGAGUCAGCCGCCGUCAGUCAGUGAGAUAAAGCUUAAACAGCGCCGAAAUCCAAAAGGAAGAAGUUUAAAUUAAUAUUGAACUUUGUUGAACCGUGACAAUUGACCACCAAUAAUCGUGGCCGCAAGUUCUCCAGCGCUCUUACAAAAAAUAUAAUAAAACUACGCACAUAAUAAAGAUAAAACAGCAAAAGAAGUUCGCUCUAGAACCGUUCGUUUAGGGAAAAAGUGAAAGCAUAAAAUCGAAUGUAAAAAGGAACUAAAAACGCAAAACGCCAUAGCAUUGAAUACCAGCAGACAAUAAGGCGAAUAAAAAGUGUGGUCCUGUGAUGGUGUAGUGGUGAGGAACGAGUAGAAAAAAAAGAAAACAAGAACAAGAAGAAGCACACAAGCAAAAUAAAUUUUCGAAGCACAUUUGUGUGGACGAGCAUGCAAAGCUACCAAGUGUGAACCAAUGUGUUAAGACACAAUUUAUAAUACUUAGUAAAAAAUAAAAAAAAAGGGCAAUAACUCAAAAAACAUAAGUGGAGACAUUCAGUUAAAAAUAUUGUGAGUCUGGUUGACAACGUAAAUUCCGCCAUUUAACCUAACUAAGUAGCAUUAAGACAAAACAAAAUAAAAUGGGUGAUACAAAUACUCUGGGUUCCGGUACGCGUCUACGUAAAUUCGAUCGCACGGACAGUGAAGUUGCGUGCGAAGAAGCCGCCCGCCUUACCGCCGACCUGCAAGAGGGCGCCGUCAGUCCGGACGACGAGGACGACCUCAGCGAGUAUGGCGAGCUGCCACCACCGCCGGACGGUGGUUACGGUUGGGUCAUCUGCUUUGCAUCGUUUAUGUGCAACAUGAUUGUCGACGGCAUCGCGUACACAUUUGGCAUAUUCCUCGGUGAAUUUGUAAAUUACUUUGGCGAGGGCAAGGGCAAAGUCGCCUGGGUAGGCAGUCUGCUGAGUGGCGUUUACCUGAGUGCUGGUCCGAUUGUGUCCGCGUUAGCAAAUAAAUUUGGUUGCCGCGCAGUGUGCAUUGCCGGCAGUGUGGUGGGAUGUAUUGCGUUUGUGUUGAGCACGAUGAGCACGUCCAUCAAUAUGCUGAUGGUGACGUAUGGUGUGAUCGGUGGUUUCGGGUUCGGCAUGAUUUACCUGCCCGCAGUUGUGGCCGUCGGUUAUUACUUUGAAACAAAGCGGUCGCUGGCAACAGGUAUCGCGGUGUGCGGUUCCGGUUUUGGUACUUUCGCUUUCGCGCCUUUGGCCACGUACUUGCUACAGUUGUAUGGCUGGAAGAACGCACUGCUAAUCUUUGCUGGUCUUAUUUUGAAUUGUGCCAUCUUCGGUGCCAUGAUGCGUCCGCUCACCUAUCCUAAAAAGAAAAAGGUCAAGCCGCUUAUGCAACGCAUGUACGAGGAGAAGCAGUUGCAAUUAGAGCGCGGCUCAAUUGCUGGUUCUCAUUUCAUGGUACAGCUGCCGGACGGUUCCAUGGAGCGCAAAAUGAAAAUGCCACUGAACGCUGAUCCUGGCGUGCACUCCAGCCUGAACUUGGAGCUGCUCGCCCAGCAGGGUACUCUGCAUCCCGUCUCAACCUUACCAACUAUCACCGAAGCGAAAGUUGCCGAGUAUCAAACUGGUGCCCAGAGCCCGCCUACGGUGGACAGCAACGGUCAAUUGGAUGUGAAGCGCAGCGGCAAGAGAUCGCAUCGCAACUCUGAAACGGAAACGAGCCCCUACAAUUCCUCAGAUGCAAUGACACGCAACGCCUCACAGCCUGCCUUUAUGGCAGAUCAUCAAAGUCUUCCAAAGAACGGUUCGGUGCCUUCCUUCAAUCGCGUGCGCAAAACAUCAGCGAGCGAACGUUUCCAGCCUUCCUUGGCUGCUAUUCGGGCAUCAUCACGCGGCGACCUCGACAGCAAUGGUGUAGAAAUGGGUUUUACCUCAUCGAAAAUGUCGCUCUCACAACGCCAGGAUAGUGGCAAAAUGGUUAGACCGAUGUCGCGAAAAGAUAUCUUCUACUCGGGCUCCGUUACAAAUCUACCACAGUACCAAUCGCAAAAGUCCCUCACCAACUACCGCAACUCUGUUCUAUCGCUAACCAAGUAUGAAAAGAGCAUGCAAAGUGUGCGAGUGCUUGAUCCACUGGCCGAAGCUGAAAAAGGACGCGACCAAUACGAUCUUUGUCCGUGCCUCAGCAUACCCGACUCCAUCAAAUCUGUAUUUAACACAAUGCUGGACGUCAGCUUGUUGAAGGACCCAGUUUUUAUGCUUAUCGGCAUCUCCAACGUAUUCGGCAUGGCGGGACUGUACGUGCCAUUUGUGUAUCUUGUCGAUGCGGCCAAGAAGGACGGCAUCGAAGACAGCUCCGCAUCGUUUCUGCUCUCGAUUAUCGGCAUAACAAACACAUUUGGCAGGGUGAUUUGCGGCUACGUAGCCGAUUUUCCCAGCGUCGACUCCCUGCUGCUCAACAACGUUUGCCUCUUGGUCUCGACUGUCGCUGUGUCAUUAACGCCGCUUUGCUCUUCAUAUGGUGCCUACGUGACAAUGUCCAUUUUCUUUGGUGCCGCCAUAUCCGGCUACAUCUCACUCACGUCAAUUAUUCUCGUCGAUUUGCUAGGACUGGACAAACUGACCAAUGCAUUCGGCUUGCUCAUUCUAUUCAGAGGAUUCGCCGCCAUCAUUGGAUCACCACUUGCCGGCGCCGUUUACGAUGCAACACAGAGCUACGAUUUGCCUUUCUACAUGGCUGGCGGACUCUUCGCGUUAUCCACCAUCACGAGCUUCAUGGCGCCCUGUCUAAAGCGAUGGACAACCUCCGAUGAAGCACCAAUGCAAAUUGAUACACUCGAGCCGAUCGACGAGGAACAAGGCGAGGAAGUAGAGGAUGAGGAAGAUCAGCCCAUAACCAUCGUACCAAAAAUCGUGAAAACUCUACCCAGUCCACAGCGCGAAGAAGCCGAGAGAGAAUUUUCGGGUGAAACUAACAAAACUGGCGCCGAGUCAAAGUUAUAAGGGAAAUACAAUCAUGCACUGGAUAUUUAUUUGUUGAGUGUCAGGCGAGCAAGCCAGUUAAAGGUUACGUGAACCUAAAAAGUGUCACGUAACACAAACUGCGUUUCAAGCAAACACAAAGACACAUACAUACAUAAAUGUAAAGAGAAGGUAUGGUGUGACGCUGUCAAGACUACAAGCCACAGAGCGAUAUUUUUUUAAACAACUAUCCAAUAUAAAACUUGAAAAAGUGAAAUAAUCGCAGAACUUAUUCAAUAUUUAAGCCAACUUUUAAUACGCAUAUACACAAUACACUCACACAAACACACACAAAUUUAAAAUUCUAGCCUGCUAGUUAAUUAUUAAUAAUUUAUAGAAAUAAAAAAAAACGCUAAUCGAAACAAUAAAAGCUCGCAUUGCAACAUCGGGCUGAAGAGUGAGAAGAAGAAGAAGAGCUCAAUUCGAUGCCCACUCGUAAGGGUUUGCAUCUAUGCAAAAUGUUCUACAAAAUUUCUAACCAAAUUAUUGUACUGUACUAAUGUGUACGAAUAAUACUUAUUAAUGUGAAUGCAAAAGAAAAUGUUAAACAAUUAUUAUUAUUUGUUGUUAGGUGAAUUUCAGCAUUAUUAUAGAAUACAUGUAAAUUUGUAAAGAGAAAAUUGAAAUUGUAAAUUGAGAAGAGAUUAGAAGAAGCGAGACUCGCUGCAAAUCCUUUUAAAUCGGUAAUGUACUUGAAGCUUAAGUGUAUAGUGCUAGGCAUACCAUAACAUGUAGAAUGAUGAGAGUGAAUGUGAAUGAAAGCGAAAAUAGUAUUGUUUGCAAAUCAACUCAAAACUAUAUACAUACAUACAUAUACGUUAAUAUGUAAAUACUUUCGAUUCGAUGAAACAAUAAAACAAAAACACUGUUAACUCGUUAAAAACGAUUUUGUCGAUGUGUCGAAUAUACAAUACAAAAAAUAUAUGCAUA
Molecule: messenger RNA, 5623 nt
Organism: Rhagoletis zephyria (snowberry fruit fly)
Lineage: Eukaryota; Metazoa; Arthropoda; Insecta; Diptera; Tephritidae
Product: monocarboxylate transporter 4
Biological process (GO): transmembrane transport; monocarboxylic acid transport
Molecular function (GO): monocarboxylic acid transmembrane transporter activity
Source: RefSeq, a predicted model, not a curated record